ACGAGACACACCACCCAACCGAUCUCUGUCUCUCUUUCGAGACUUUUCAAAAUUCCCAAUCAUCACAUUGAACAAAUUCGAUCGAUUCACCAAAUCAGAUUCCAGAAUCAUCAUCUUUCGUUUCAGUCUGAUUUUGUAUUGAAUCAUCAAUUUCUAGGGUUAAGCUUCGAAAUCGCUUGGGUCUUCUCAAUUGGGGUUCUGCCAAUUUCGAAACUUUUUCCUAGAAUCGAGGUGGUUCUGGGUCUCCGGGAUUGCCCCUAUUUGUGAAGUUCCGGCAAUGGCGGCGGAGGAUAAAAACGGCGGACGUGUGGGUGAAGAGAGUGAGUAUUCGUCGGAGGACGAAGGAACGGAGGAUUACAGGAAAGGAGGGUACCAUGCGGUUAGAGUUGGUGAUACUUUUAAGAAUGGAGUUUAUGUGAUUCAGAGUAAGCUUGGUUGGGGACAUUUCUCUACUGUUUGGCUUGCUUGGGACACUCAUGGAUCGCGUUAUGUAGCUUUGAAAGUCCAGAAGAGCGCUCAGCACUACACAGAGGCAGCCAUGGAUGAGAUCAAGAUCUUGAAACAGAUUGCUGAAAGUGACCCGGGUGAUAAGAAAUGUGUUGUAAAGCUACUGGAUCAUUUCAAGCAUUCGGGUCCUAAUGGGAAACAUGUUUGUAUGGUCUUUGAGUACUUGGGAGAUAACUUGUUGUCCGUUAUCAAGUACAGUGAUUACCGAGGGGUCCCUCUCCACAAGGUUAAAGAGCUCUGUUUUCAUAUUUUGGUUGGGUUGGAUUAUCUUCACCGUGAGCUCUCUAUUAUUCAUACUGAUUUAAAGCCGGAGAACGUUUUGUUGUUGUCCACUAUUGAUCCAUCAAGAGAUGCUCGGAGAUCAGGUGUUCCACUUGUUCAGCCAACCACCAAGGACAAAGUUGUUUCAGAGUCAGCUGCUAAACCUGAAACUAAGAGUUAUACAUACGAUGGCGAUUUGACAAAGAAUCAGAAAAAGAAGAUCCGUAAGAAGGCUAAGAAGGUGGUAGUUCAGGGUUGUGGUGGAGAGGAAGCUUCAGAAGAAAAUGAAAGAAAUUCUAACUCUGAAGCAAGAACAAAUGGCAAUUCCACCGAGGAGAGGUCAGAAGGAAGUUCCACAAGAUUAAUGGAAGAUGAAGAAGCCAGAGAGAAGGCUAACAAAAAGAAUAGUCAGGGUAAUAGGAGAGGAAGCCGAUCCACCAGACAAGACAGUACCGAUGUCCAGAGGUUGUUCUUGGAUCAAAAUACUCAACCUCAGCAGACAUGUGGUCCUUUGCUUGUAUUUGUUUUGAGCUGGCCACUGGAGAUGUCCUAUUUGAUCCUCGCAGUGGUGAAAACUAUGACCGGGAUGAGGAUCACCUGGCAUUGAUGAUGGAGCUUCUCGGGAUGAUGCCACGAAAGAUUGCAUUAGGCGGUCGAUACUCGCGGGAUUACUUCAACCGACUAGGUGAACUAAGGCACAUCCGGCGGUUGCGGUUUUGGCCAAUCAGCAAAGUCUUAAAGGAGAAGUAUGAUUUCAGCGAGCAGGACGCAAAAGCCAUGGCAGAUUUCUUAAUCCCGAUUCUUGAAUUUGUGCCUGAGAAGAGACCGACAGCCGCCCAAUGCCUAACACACCCAUGGUUCAGUCCAGGCCCAAGAUUACUGGAACCGGCAAUGAAACCGCAAGAACCAAAAGGAGAAGAAGAAGAAGAAGCAGUAACUGAGAACAGAGAAAAGGAAAAGGGCGAAAGGGAGGCAAUGGAGGCUGGUGUAGGUAAUAUCGCCAUUGAUGGCUCUGAACAGAAGGUGACAACAAGAGAAGGACGUCAAUGUGGUCGGGAUAUUCGCACACUAAAAUGAUAAAACUGCCCUUAAAGUUAUUUGUUCGGCUUGUCUUCGGUUUGUUGUUUGAGUUUUGGCUUUGCGGAAUAGAAGAUUUAGACUUGUGUGUUUUGUUUUGCUGGUUGAGGGGGGAGAUUCAAAAUUUUGUUGCUCAGAAAAGUUAAAGCUUGAAUGUGGUGACUAUAUACGGAGACACAAAUUGUGGUUUCAGUGAGGAUCCACGCAAUUAACUAA
Molecule: messenger RNA, 2061 nt
Organism: Camelina sativa (false flax)
Lineage: Eukaryota; Viridiplantae; Streptophyta; Magnoliopsida; Brassicales; Brassicaceae
Source: RefSeq, a predicted model, not a curated record